Neoarius graeffei (lesser salmon catfish) is the source of this 2173-nucleotide messenger RNA. RefSeq names its product SRY-box transcription factor 2 (gene sox2). The record is from RefSeq and is a predicted model, not a curated record. Gene Ontology annotation, biological process: cell differentiation; anatomical structure morphogenesis; regulation of DNA-templated transcription. NCBI's taxonomy places the organism in Eukaryota, Metazoa, Chordata, Actinopteri, Siluriformes, Ariidae. Gene Ontology annotation, molecular function: DNA-binding transcription factor activity, RNA polymerase II-specific; RNA polymerase II cis-regulatory region sequence-specific DNA binding. The coding region runs from base 291 to 1289 and encodes 332 amino acids. The transcript has a single exon.
ACUUGUUCAAAAAGUAUCAGGAGUUGUCAAGGCUUGUGGUGUCGGAAGAGGGGAAAACGGAGGAGUUUUGAUUUCUUUAAGACUCAGAAAGAAGUUUUGUGAGCGCGCGAGGACUUUUUUUUAAACUGGGAGCAAAAGAGAAGAGAGUGAUUUUUUUUUUUUUUACCCCGAAAGAGGUUGGAACUUUGUGUUUUUGUUUGUUUGUUUGUUUGUUUGCUUGCUUGUUUUGUUUUAUUUUUACUUUCGUUUGGUCGGUCGAGGAAGAGUUUCCCCUCAAACCGGCGUUUUAAAUGUACAACAUGAUGGAGACCGAGUUGAAACCCAAUCCCGGGGGUAAUAACACCGGCACCGGGAACACCGGAGGCGGCACACCGGGACAGAAGAACAGUCCAGAGCGCGUAAAGAGGCCCAUGAACGCGUUCAUGGUGUGGUCCCGCGGUCAGCGGCGGAAAAUGGCGCAAGAGAACCCGAAGAUGCACAACUCAGAGAUCAGUAAGAGGCUGGGCGCUGAGUGGAAGCUGCUGUCCGAGUCUGAGAAGCGGCCGUUCAUUGACGAGGCCAAGCGGCUGCGCGCUCUGCACAUGAAGGAGCACCCGGACUACAAGUACCGACCGCGGCGGAAGACCAAGACACUCAUGAAGAAGGACAAGUACGCGUUGCCCGGCGGACUCCUGGCACCGGGCGGCGGCGGCGGCGGAAACCUGGGCGGUAACAGCAUGGGCGCUGGCGUGGGCUCGGGCCUCGGCGGCCUCGGCGUCAACCUCGGGGUCAAUCAGAGGAUGGACGCGUACGCGCAUAUGAACGGCUGCUGGAGCAACGGAGGCUACGGCAUGAUGCAGGAGCAGUUGGGCUACGCGGCGGCGGCGAGUCCCAUGCAGCAGCAGCAACAGCAGCACCACGUUCACCGCUACGACAUGAGCGCGCUGCAGCCGUACGGCUCCAUGACGAGCGCGCAGACCUACAUGAACGGCUCGCCCACGUACAGCAUGUCGUCUUACCCUCAGCUCAGCUCCAUGGGCUCAGCUGUGAAAUCCGAGUCCAGCUCGAGUCCACCCGCUGUAACGUCCGCGUCGCACGUCAGAGCCGCCGCAGCGCCCGCACCUGCACACGCACCGCCGCCGCCCUCGUGCCAAACCGGGGACCUGCGGGACAUGAUCAGCAUGUAUCUGCCCGGGGCGGAAGUGGCUGAGCAGACGGGUCAGAGCAGACUGCACCUGUCGCAGCACUACCAGAGCGCACCUGUACACGCCACCACGAUUAACGGCACCAUCCCGUUAUCGCACAUGUAAAUGAACUACUUUUUUGUUUUUCUUUUUUUUUCUAUCAAACUGGACUCCUCUAGACUGGACUAUAUUAAUUUUAUUUUAUUAUUAUUAUUUUUUGUACAGAAUUUUUUUUUCUUGGUGAGGGAAACUUGUAAAGGACUCAAGGAAAAAAGAACACAAGCCUUUCUUUCUUUCUUUCUUUCUUUCUUUCUUUCUUUCUUUCUUUCUUUCUUUUUAAAGAAGAAACGGUAGGAACACCAAGGAAGUUUUUUUUUUAAUUAAAAUCUAUGAGUUUUUUUAUGGAAAUGGAAAAUGGGCAGUGUGUGAGUGGGCUCGGGGGAAAGGGAUAAUAAUCAAUCAAAUGUUUUAUUAUUGCAAUCAACUUUUGUACAGUAUUUAUCAAAGAAACAUAACAAUCAGUUGUAAUGUUUGUAUAAACUACAGUAAAGAAGUUUUUUAUUAAGGAAGAUAAUGACAGAAUUGACACUUAUCAUGCUCCAAACUGUGCAAAAAAAAAAAAAACAGGAAAAAGUGGAAGAGCAGGUCAAAAUGUUUCACCUUGAGGGUUAAAUAUUACUAAACCAUUUUAAUUUAGUUUCAGAUGAUAAACACGUUAAUUUAUAUCUUUUUGUUUAAUCUCCAACCCUCCAUCUGUUAGAGCUCUAAAGUUUGUGUUCUUUAUUUUCUCAUGGUUUUGUAAAUUUUCUGUAUAUUUUACUGUGAGUUUUUAUUUUUAAAAAAAAAAAAUUCCGUAGUUGUAUUUUAAAGAAUUGUGGCCUGUAGGCAGAAGCCAAACACGCGACAUGUACAUAUCUGAACUAAUAGCGACAUAACAGUUACAAUUUCAGCUGAGUUUUUUCAAUAUGCAGUUUGAAAUGAAUAAAUUUUUGAAAUUUGGAUAUUUGAAA